Metschnikowia bicuspidata var. bicuspidata NRRL YB-4993 is the source of this 2020-nucleotide messenger RNA. RefSeq lists its product as uncharacterized. NCBI's taxonomy places the organism in Eukaryota, Fungi, Ascomycota, Pichiomycetes, Serinales, Metschnikowiaceae. The transcript is spliced from 2 exons. The record is from RefSeq and is a predicted model, not a curated record. The coding region runs from base 407 to 2020 and encodes 537 amino acids.
ACCGGCACCGAUGAGAGAUUGAGCCGGUAACGGAGAUUGGCGCGGCUAGGGUCCUGCAGCUGCCGCGCGAACCCGCUGGUGCGAGGAAAAAGAAACGGGCUCCCCUGUGCCGGCCGCCGGCUUUCGGAGCACCCCACCGCUAGUUGUGUCAUGGGCGCGCACGACUGCAGACAGGCGGGCGGGGUCACGUCUCUGAAGCGCAAUGUCGACCUACACGAGGCCUGCAAGGUGAAUCACUCGACCCCGGAAUCCAGCCCCCUCGCCAGUCGCCCAUAAAACAGACUCUUUCCUGUAAGUUUGCAGUUGGCCUUCUCUCGUGUGGAUUUCAAGAAAUCCCGAACUACAUAGAGCACAUCCGCAGAGCGUCAGUGCCCCGAUAUAGCGUACACCUGUCUAUCAAAUUGCAAUGACUCGUGACUACCGUUUCCAGACCACCGUGGAGCCGCAGAAAUUCAAGCAGAUCUUGUCGCUUCCAGGCACCGAGUGGUCGGGACUCCUCAGCGCAGCCGAAUUCGGCGAAAUCGAGGCCAAGCUGCUUGUGGACUUUAUUUUGCAGGGCAACCCAGGCCGCGCGUUUUAUCUAGAGUCCAAGACUGGCGACAUUCUUGCCUGUUGCGUGAUCACUCAGCACAAGGCCCUAUGCAAGGAGGCCGGCGUCAGCACCAUUGGCACGGUGCCGGACCCCUCGCUGUUUGGCGUCAACAACGCCACAGCCAUCAGGCUUAGUUAUGUGUUUGUAGCAAAAGACGCCAGAGGCAGCGGCUUGAUGGGGGUGCUCGUGCCCAAGGCCAUUGAGUACACGGAAGCCGAGAUCUUGAAGAAGGAGCUUGCCAAGUCCUCGGACAGAAAAGACAGCUUCAAGCUGAUGGUGCAGACGGGCGGCCGGGUGGACCAGACCCUAGCACGCCACUACUUGGCCAAGAAAUACGUGUGGUACUUGUACUCGGCAAUAGGCCUGGCCUACACCAAGUACGGCUUCAAAGCGUAUCCCCUUGAGGGCUACCAAAUCAGCCUCGACCUCGCACGGGGCAGCACGGGCCAGUUGGUCGAAAGGAUGCUCUCGCCCGACCGCCCCACGGACGUGGGGAAAACACUCCGUUUGCUUGACGGCAAGAAUCCGCAGGACCGGAACUUGAUCGACCUCGUUUUGCAGGGGAGGCAGCUCGAGCUCCUCACGGACCUAAACAGAAACGUGUACCACUCGGAGCUUCGGGGCGACCUGCACUCGUCGCUGUCAUUGACCAAUCUCUCUUCCGUACUUUCGAAUUGCAGGCCGGGUUCGUCCAGCGAGACGGCGGACAUCAUGGCCCAAUUCAAAGAGACGUUUCUAGGCACCACGGGCAAACGCCAGUCGUCCAUCCUCCUGCUGGCGUGCCCAAAAUUCGCCAUCUUGCCCAAUUUGCUCGAGAUCGACCAGAAGUUCGCCGGCAUUAGAAAGACCGCCUUGAAAGUGGGCAGCGAGGAAAACGUCCGGUACGCCGAUUACUACGGCGCCGUGCUCACCAACGAAUUGCAGCAGAAAUCCUUCUACAUUUUGUGGAUGUCACUCAAAGGAAAGGAGUUUACGAUCGUGGCCAUGGGCGAGAUGAAAUUGGAUAUGUUUGCGGCCAUGGCCGGUCCCCGUGGGCCCAGACAUCCGGGCCCUCCCAGAAGAAAAUCGUCGCUCACCGGCCUCAACGAAAUGGGCGGGUUCAAUUUCCAGGACUUGGAUCUCCUAGUGAACGCUGCCGUCUACGUGGCGCGGAAACAGGCUGUGGGCGCAGAAGGAGGCUCUGUUCACGUGAAUGUGAAUGACUUGCCGACGAGCAUUCCCAAGCCUGUUCUACACGACUUCUUUCUUAACUACUUGCCCAAGGCUUAUGACAGCCACACGGAGAAGCCCAUCUCGUCAGAUGGCAGGCUCGUGCAGGUGUUGAGCUUCACGGACAUGGAAGACUUGCCCAUGUUGAGAAAGUACGGCUGCAGCUCUGCUGAUUUCGAGUUGGACUGGGUAGGGAACAGUCUCAUUACGUGGGGCUAA